Molecule: messenger RNA, 996 nt
Organism: Psilocybe cubensis
Lineage: Eukaryota; Fungi; Basidiomycota; Agaricomycetes; Agaricales; Agrocybaceae
Exons: 7
Coding region: 1-996 (331 amino acids)
Biological process (GO): intracellular protein transport; vesicle fusion; endoplasmic reticulum to Golgi vesicle-mediated transport
Cellular component (GO): endomembrane system; Golgi membrane; SNARE complex
Molecular function (GO): SNAP receptor activity; SNARE binding
Source: RefSeq, a predicted model, not a curated record
AUGUCCAUUCAAGACCGCACUCACGAAUUCAAAUCAUGCGUAGACUCAAUACGCAGCAGGACUGCUAUUGGAAAUCGCGCUUCAGAGGCAAAGCAGCGUCUGCUCCAAGCCAAUACUAAAUCCGGGGCGAAAGGCGAGUUUUCUCGAAUGGCCUCGUCUAUUGGCAAGGAUAUCAGUGCAACUACGAUCAAACUGAACAAGCUGGGGCAAUUGGCUAAACGAAAGACACUAUUUGACGACCGGCCGGUCGAAAUCAGCGAGCUUACUUUCAUCAUAAAACAAGACAUUGCCAAUAUCAACAAGCAGAUAGCGGCACUUCAGACUUAUGUUAAACAACGACAUGGAUCCUCAACGACCCCGGAGGCCAAAAUGAUAGACGAACAUAAUAACAACAUCGUAAUGAUGCUUCAAGGCAAACUCGCAACCACGAGUAUGACAUUUAAAGACGUGCUAGAGCUUCGGACGCAGGCAUGUCUCGACGCAUGUGGAAUAUUUUCUCGAACUUACUUUUCCGCUGCCAAUCAGGCCCCUUCUCUGCUUUAUAACCCUCAGCGUAAUGAUCCUAUGGGUGAUGGAAGCUCAAAUCCAUAUGACCAAAAGGGCAAGGGCAGGGCACCACAAAAUGGAGACGUUCUAUCUCUGGAUCUCAACUCCGCUGAGGAGGGUGGAGGGAGCUCUAGAAACGGAUUCAUGCAAAUGCAACUUGUAGAGCAGCAGGACUCGUAUAUUCAACAACGAUCAACCGCGAUUGAAUCCAUUGAGACAACUAUCGCCGAGCUGGGACAGAUUUUUACACAACUGGCCAACAUGGUCGCGGAGCAACGGGAAACAGUCCAACGCAUUGACGCCGAUACACAUGAUAUCAUGUCAAAUGUGAGCGGUGCUCAGCGGGAACUUCUAAAAUACUACGCAAGUAUCUCAAGCAAUCGCUGGUUGAUGCUCAAGAUAUUUGGCGUUCUCAUCGUGUUUUUCCUUGUCUUCAUUCUCGUAUCAUGA